ACUUUUCUCUCUCCUCUCUCCUCUGCACGCUGGCUGUGUGUGAUAAAGGUGAUUCCCUGUAACCUCCUUCCCAAGCCUCUUCCUCCCUGCUCUAUGUGUGUCCCUCCCUCCCUUCUUCCCCGUCUCCUGACAGCUGUGCCCAUUUCCCUUGGUUUAGUCCUUGUGCCGUGUCCCCAUGCCUGCUGUCCUCCUCCUCCUCUGUCCCUCCCCUGUCCCUCUCUGAUGCCCUCCACCACCUCCUGGCGCUUCCUGUGUGGCUCUCUCAGAUCUAGUCCGGGAUAAGUUGUGUGAGAUCGGGGCACACAUGGGGAGCUCGGCGUCUUCUCUGGCAGCAGAGGGCAAGUCACACCAUGGCUCCAUGGGCAACGCGUACCCUGAACUCAGCCUGCUGAGCUGGCAGAGGAAUGGGGUCCCAGGACCUCUUUGGCAUGGCUCUGUCAUUCCCAUGUACCGGAUGCACAGGCUUCCAGUCCCUAUGGCUGCCCCCUCCUCCUGUGGGGAGUGGUCAUGCUGUCGCUGUACCUUCUUGAAUCCUCAGGGGCAGCGACACUGCUCCAUCUGUGAAGCUCCACGCCACCUUCCGGACCUCAACCACAUCUUGCGGCUCAGCUCGGCUGAGCAACGCUGGUCCUGCAGUCGCUGUACCUUCUCCAAUCUCGCUCCCAUCAACCCAUCACCACCUCCAGCCACUUGCCAGCUCUGUGGGUUUCUGCCUCCUCCGGCCAUUCCCAAUGGCAUCUCACGCGGACCUCAAGAGGACGCAGUCUCUCCUACCCAAGAUUCGGAUGUUGAGGACAUUACACCUCCUAGCCUGCCAUCUGUACCAGCUAUUGGGUGGAGUUGUCCACGCUGCACUCUGCUUAACACUCCUGUGUCCAGCUCCUGCUCUGCCUGUGGUGGGCCACGCAAAUUGUCUUUGCCCAAAAUCCCGCCAGAGGCGCUGGUUGUCCCUGAGGUUGUCCCACCUCCUGCUGCAUUUCAGGGCCCAGAUGAACAAGCCUCAGGUCCUCUACGUGAACCAGAUUCCCCCAGACCGCUGCCGUCACUGCCACUGUCACCUGGACCACAUAAUAUUCCCGUACCAAGAAGUCGAAGGGAAGUGGCACCAGAUAAUCCGCUCUCUCCUCCUCCUUCCACCUCAAGUCGUCUUCCUAAACGCCUGAGCGUCUUGGAAGAGGAAAUGCCAACACCUGAAACAACGCCAUCUUCUGCUGAUCCACAUAGCUCUGACACCAGCUGGCCGUGCGGGAAAUGCACCUUUCGGAAUCUUAGUAGUGCCAGCAGAUGUCGAGUUUGCGGGGCAGUGCGGACAAAUGAGGGUCUUAAUGGUUCAACUGGAACUGAGGGACUACCAUCACCCUCCAGCAUAGUAGUGAUCCCCAUACCAGCUCCCCGUAGGGCAGAGUGGGCCUGCCCAGCAUGUACCCUCUUAAAUGAGACUCUAUCCACACACUGUGUGGCUUGCCACACGCCACAGGUAUAUUUGGCACAGCACCACAAGCGAGGGGGGAGAAUGCUGCGGCGUAGAGAGAGUGUCAGGGCGGAGACACGAAGGCAGACGGACGAGGGCGAGGCCAAGGAGCUUUGGGAGAAUAUUGUCAGUUUUUGUCGAGAGAACAGGGUGAAUUUUGUGGAUGACAGCUUCCCCCCAGGGCCUCGCUCCGUUGGCUUUCCGGAGUCGGACAGCGUCCAGCAGCGGGUAAAACAAUGGCUUAGACCGCAAGAGAUCAGCUGCACCCUCAAAGACCGCGGGGUGAAGUGGACUGUCUUUCGCACGCCACGACCUUCUGACAUCCUGCAAGGGUUGCUGGGAAACUGCUGGUUCCUGAGUGCGUUGGCGGUGCUGGCAGAAAGGCCGGAGCUGGUGGAGAGGGUGAUGAUCACAAGGACAAUCUGCCCAGAAGGAGCCUAUCAAGUCCGACUAUGCAAAGAUGGGACAUGGAUCACAGUCCUAGUGGACGACAUGCUGCCCUGCGAUGACGCUGGAUACCUGCUCUUCUCCCAGGCCCAAAGGAAGCAGCUGUGGGUGGCUCUGAUAGAGAAGGCCCUAGCAAAGCUCCAUGGAUCCUACUUCGCCCUCCAGGCUGGCAGAGCCAUCGAGGGGUUGGCCACUCUUACUGGAGCUCCAUGUGAAAGUCUGAUGCUUCAGAUUAGCUCUACGAACCCCCGAGAGGAGACCGUGGACACCGACCUCAUCUGGGCCAAAAUGCUAAGCUCUAAAGAAGCCGGCUUUCUAAUGGGGGCAUCUUGUGGAGGAGGCAACAUGAAGGUGGAUGAUGUGGCCUAUGAGAGCGUGGGCCUGAGACCAAGGCAUGCCUAUUCUAUACUUGACCUCCGAGACAUCCAUGGCUCCCGACUCCUCCGCCUGCGAAACCCUUGGGGACGCUUCUCUUGGAACGGCAGCUGGUCAGAUGAUUGGGCCUUGUGGCCGGCGACCCUGAAGCAGGACCUGAUGCCGCAUGGUAGUAGUGAAGGUGUUUUCUGGAUGGAAUAUAGUGAUUUUAUACGGUAUUUUGACUCCGUUGACAUCUGCAAAAUCCACACAGACUGGCAUGAAGUCAGAGUCCAGGGCACAUUUCCCAACAAGGCCUCCGUUCCAGUGACCAUCACCUCUCUGACAGUGGUGGAACGCACAGCCCUGGAGUUUUCGUUGUUCCAGGAAGGCAGCAGACGGUCAGACACCGUGGACAGUCACCUCCUUGACCUCUGCAUCAUGGUUUUUCGAGCUUCGCACGGUGGAGCUGGGAAGGUCAUGUUGGGCCGCCUCAUGGCACACAGCAAAAGGGCAGUGAAAAAGUUUGUGGGGUGUGACGUCAUGCUGGAACCCGGGGAGUACGCUGUUGUGUGCUGCGCAUUUAACCACUGGAAUACCUUAAACCUGACUGGCUCAUCCCCUGUUCAAGCUUCCAGUCCCACAGGCAGCAGUAAUAACCGUCGCUCGGUUGCAGACCCCAUGGGGUACGUCUUGGCCAUUUAUAGUUCUCGGCUCGUCAUGGUUGAACAGGUCGAAGCACAGCCAACAACGCUUGCAGAUGCCAUCAUCCUGCUCACUGAGGAUAAGGGGGAGCGGCAUGAGGGUCGCGAGGGGAUGACCUGUUAUUAUCUAACGCACGGAUGGGCGGGGCUCAUCGUGGUUGUAGAAAACCGCCACCCCAAGUCCUACUUGCACAUUCAGUGUGACUGCACAGACAGCUUCAAUGUAGUGUCCACCCGCGGCAGCUUGAAAACCAGCGACAGCGUCCCACCUCUUCACAGGCAGGUGCUGGUCAUCUUAUCGCAACUGGAGGGCAACGCUGGCUUCUCGAUCACCCAUCGACUGGCACAUCGGAAAGCUAACCAGGCCUCCCUAAACGACUGGAUGUCCAGCAAAGGCACGCACAGCCCACCUUUGUCCGCAGAGGUGUCCGGCCUACAUGGACCCCGACCACUAUGACACAUGUCCACCAAAUCACAUCCCAUCAUGGCCGGGACUGCCCAGGUUCAAUGGGAGCACUUUAGGGACUGACGGACUCCUGGGAAAAGAGAACUACACUUGAAAUCUACUCAGGACUUCUAUCCUGUGUAUACAGGGACCCUUCCCCCAUCCCUCAGUCCUGUCCCUUGUUUGUUUUUUGUCUUUUAUUUUUUUGCUUCAAGGGCCACAUGAGGUGAAAGCUUUAUGGAUUGAUCCUGCUUUCUCUUACUACAUUUAGGCAAAGCAGCGUAUUCAUUUGUUUUACAAUAUGUCAUUCGCCUGCACAUACAGUCUUAUUAUAUAAGGCAGUUCGGAGAGAGGUUAGUGUAUAAAAUGCAGCAAACCAUAGAAGAACGUACCUUUCAGCAUUUAGCGGCAGUCAGAGCAAUGAAAAUGGAUUGCUGCGAGUUGUUGCACGUGCUGUUGAGGUCGUCAUACUUUGGGCAGGAACUGGAAGCUGAUGACAUCACUAGAUCAUCCCUGUAAUUGUUUACAAGACAUCAGCCUCUAUGGUGUAGUACGUAAGAGAUGGGCAUAUGCAGGAGUGCUAAAUUAUUUUGUUCAAUUUUAGCUGAGCGUCAUUCCCUGCAGGUUGCCUGGAGGACGUGUUACUUUCUGAGUAGCAUUUAAAAAGCUGAGCAAGGAGAGCAUGUUCUGAUUGGACGUUGGUAGAAUUUCCAAAGAUGAUUUCUUCAGGCUGUACGGCCAUAGUAGCAGUCUCUGCGACACAGCAGCAAUGACACUAUGCGGCACUGCACGAGUGAGCAGGUACUGGACUUGCCGACAUUGGCGCUUUAUCAAUUCAUGCACCCGGAAGGUGAACUCUCAGUAGGACCAUGUAACCUCCUUAUUGGUUUAACGAAUUAAUUGCCCUACUAUUUAGAAUGUGCUGGCUUGCAGUGGGUUAAGUCCAACGAGGUGUAUGAAACCUCUUUAUUUUAUUUACAACUGACAGUUUCACUGAGCACCAGGAGUACAACUAUUGCUACACUCCUGGCGCUUACAGGAGACAUGCAGGUGCUGUGUAGCCUGCCCACCACUCCCCUCCGCUGUCCAUUCACAUAAGGCUU
Molecule: messenger RNA, 4524 nt
Organism: Rana temporaria (common frog)
Lineage: Eukaryota; Metazoa; Chordata; Amphibia; Anura; Ranidae
Gene: CAPN15
Product: calpain 15
Exons: 12
Coding region: 305-3433 (1042 amino acids)
Biological process (GO): proteolysis
Cellular component (GO): cytoplasm
Molecular function (GO): calcium-dependent cysteine-type endopeptidase activity
Source: RefSeq, a predicted model, not a curated record